UAAUAACUAUUUAUAUUUUAAGACUAAAGAAUUAAUUAAAAAUGUUAGAAGAAAAUAUUUUAACUCCAAAGUGUGUACUGUGUAAAAGAGUAAUAGAUAACUCAUGUAAAUGUAACUUAUGGAAAAACGAUGCUUACAAAAUUUGUAAGGCUUGUGCAGAUUCUUCGUGCUGUAUUUCUUAUCCUGAUAAUGUUUUAAUAGUUAAAAGAGCAUUUAAAAAAUUUACAGCCCAAUCAAUAGUAGAAAUUUCAUCUUCAUCGUUACUCGUGUCUAUUUUCUCUGGUCAAUUGUAUAGUUACAGACACAACAUUUAUAAUUCUGGCGGGAAGGCAAAAAGAAACCUUAUAGACCAAGACUUAAUGUACCUUUUAUCCGAGGAUAUAAAAGACAAUCUUAUACACGCUAUUUCUAAAUCAUUUAAUAGUCUUAAGACUAGUGAUUAUACAUUUAAAGUGUUGCUUCCUGAAGCAAUACUGUAUCUCUUUGCAAAAGUGGAAGGAAUUUCAAGAAUUAAAGCUGAAGUAUUGUUAAGUACUUAUUCUUUACAAAGAACAACUGAGCUGUUGAAUAAAUUUUCAGAUGAUGAUAUAGAUUUUUUCGAAACAAGUACUCAAUUUAAAAAAGGAGAGGUAAUAGAAGACGGAAAUACAAAAAUUGAAGGGCUCGAAAAGAUAAACAAGCAAGAAAGUGAAACAUUGCAAAUAGAGCAGCUACUUACGGUUAAAGAUAAAAGAAUAUGCAAGAACCAUGUGCCAAGUUUAGUUAUUGAAGAUGAAGUGCCAAUAGAAGUAAACAAGAGUUGUAAAAAGAGAAGAAAAAAAGAAUCAAGGUGUAAAGUUGAUUGUCCUAAGUGUGGAGAGUCAGUUGCUCAAUUAAAAAGACACUUAAAAUCGAGAAAGCAUAAUUGGGAUAAUAUUAAGGCAUCAAAUGCACGUUUAGACUUUGGGCUAAACCUUAAACGAAAAGUCUUAUCACCUUCAAAAAGGCGUUCGAAGGUCCAAAAAUACCAUAAAAAAACUUGUCCUAUAAGUUUUUGUUUAAAGGAAGUACGAAGACUUGACAACCAUUUAAGACAAUAUCAUAAAGUCCCAACAAAGGAUGUCAAACCUCUAGUGGAAAAAGCUACUUGUGUCUAUGAACGAUCAACAAGUGAAUCAGAAUCACUAACAGAAUCAGAUGAGAGCUUAAGUCUAGAACCUUAUUUUGAUAAAGAAGUGUUUCAACAAGGUGCAAAUUUUUUAGAUACAUCAACAGAAAGUGAUGAAGAGUGGCUAGCUUCACAAUAUGUGGCUAGUAGAUUUAAAAACAAAGAAAAUCUUCCUUGUCACUCAAACGAUAUUAGUAAUUCUGAUGAUUCCCUUGAAUCAGCAGAUUUUGAAGACCUGGAUGAUAAAUUCUACAUGACAUCAUCUGCCGAAGAAAAGUUCAUGAAUGAAUUUGUUGAUUGGCUUAUAAGCAUUGAUGGAGGCCAGAAACCUAAACGAUGUGCUUUAAAGCACAAAAGUGUAAUAUUAGGAAUUGUUAGGUAUGAAAGUGAAUUUGAAAUCAACUACAGUAAUCUAAGUUGUUCUUCUUUUCUGAGCUUGUGGAUGGAAAAGCUCAAUAAAGAUAAUAAAAAACCGGGUACCAUCAAAACUUAUCUCGGAUCGGUAAAACAUUUCUUAGAUUUUUGUAUUAUAAAGGAAAGAUUUGAUAUUAUUACAAGCGAAAAACAUUCAAAAAUAAAAACACAAAUUUCAAAGUGGGAAAAAACUCUAUGGAAGUCCAUUCAAGAAGGUCGGUAUGAGAAGGAUCAAAUUGAUCUUGAAAAUUUUCCAUCUGCAGAAGAAAUAGUUAUCUUAGAUAACUCGGAUAUUGUUCUUGAAGCAAACAAGAUUAUUAAUACAAGCAGCACAAAUAAACUUACAAAAACUUCCUUUUGUUUAGCAAGAGAUUACUUACUUACUUGUAUUACAUUUGACAAUGCUUCUCGUCCUGGAGCAGUAUCAAACAUGACUUUAAAUGAAUUUAAAAAAUCAAUAGAAAAGAAAGACGGUUUUAUUGUCAGUGUAAUGAAACACAAGACAAGUUAUAAAGGACCAGCUCAUAUUGUUCUCAGCCAUUCGUUAUAUUUUAAAGUAAAAAAGUAUAUUAAAUUUAUGCGAAAUAUGCUGGAUGGGGUUUCAAAAAAAGAUGAUUCCUAUGUUUUUUUAAGUUGGAGUGGAAGUCCAAUUUCUUCAUCAAUGCUUAGUAAACAAUUUUCAUCUUUUUGGCAAAAAGGUACUGGUAAAUCGUGUCUAAACCCAACAAUUGUUAGAAAAUACACCACAACUUUAGUACAUGAUAAGUAUCCUGAGCUUAAGCAAAAUACAGCUCAUUUGCUAUGCCAUAAUGUUACCACAGCCGAAAAAUCAUAUGCCAUAGCUGAGAAAAGGAACAAAGUCGCAGAAACUAGUAAGCAAAUUCGAGAGGUCCAGAGAGAAACAUAUGCUGACAAUCAAGCACCUUCCUUGAAUUUGAUUUUUGAAUCUGAAAUUUUAAGGGGCAGUAUAACAUUGCCUGAAGUCCGUGAAAAAUUUAAUCAGUAUUCUCUUGGUGAUAUAUCGGAUAGUAAAAAGGUGAAAAAAAUUCUAGAUGAUGUGCGCUAUUUAAUUAAAAAAAACAAAGCAUCUGAUGAUGAUUCGGAUUUUAAUCCUAAGAACUGUUCAGAUUUUGAAAAUGAUAAGUUUACAAUUGAUAACCUUUCAUACAACAAACACAGUGAUAUUGUCCCAUCUUCACCUACUACGUCAUUGUAUUCUAAAACAAGAAAUCGGAAAGAGUAUAGCCAGGAAGAUUUAACUUUAGUUAAUAAGCAUUUAAAGCAGUUUAUCGAUUCAAACACAACAUUGUUAAAAAAAGAAGUGCAACAGUAUUUAGAAUCAGUGCCAGAGUGCAAUCCACUACUAGAAAAGUUUGGCUUAAGGUCGUUAAUUAUUAAAAUUCGUACAGAAAAAGGAAAACAUUAAAUAUAUUUACCUUUGUACUUUGGUUUGGUUUUUUGGUGAUAUAUAUAUAUAUA
Hydra vulgaris (swiftwater hydra) is the source of this 3040-nucleotide messenger RNA. RefSeq lists its product as uncharacterized. The record is from RefSeq and is a predicted model, not a curated record. Gene Ontology annotation, molecular function: DNA binding. Lineage: Eukaryota; Metazoa; Cnidaria; Hydrozoa; Anthoathecata; Hydridae. Gene Ontology annotation, biological process: DNA integration; DNA recombination.